AUGGCCGGCGGUGCCGCCUGGCGGGAGCGCAUUGCCGCCGCCGUCAACGACGACGACGCAAUGUCGUUCAGGCUCGAGGGGCCGUCUCGCCAACCAACCCCUUCGCCGCCGCCCCGACCAAACUCUUCGCCGCCGCGUCGACCAACCCUUUCCGCGCCGCCGCCCCUUCCCACCUCCCCUCCAACAACCCCUGGGCCACCCGAUGACGAGGAGAAGAAGGACAAGGAGAAGGACGAGAAGGAGGACGAGAAGAACAAUAAGACCUUCUCUAAUCCUAGGAUUUAA
Messenger RNA from Colletotrichum graminicola M1.001, 285 nucleotides. RefSeq lists its product as uncharacterized. The record is from RefSeq and is a predicted model, not a curated record. The transcript is spliced from 2 exons. Lineage: Eukaryota; Fungi; Ascomycota; Sordariomycetes; Glomerellales; Glomerellaceae. The coding region runs from base 1 to 285 and encodes 94 amino acids.